Messenger RNA from Capsella rubella, 1280 nucleotides. RefSeq names its product protein SRG1. The coding region runs from base 52 to 1107 and encodes 351 amino acids. Lineage: Eukaryota; Viridiplantae; Streptophyta; Magnoliopsida; Brassicales; Brassicaceae. The transcript has 4 exons. The record is from RefSeq and is a predicted model, not a curated record.
UUAACCCAAAUUGCUCAUCAAAUUCAAGAACGUCUAAAAUCAGUAGCAACCAUGGAGAAACCAAAGUUCAAGACUGUCCAAGAAAUGGUUGCAGCCGGCGAAGAACUACCGGAGAAAUAUCUCCACGCAUCCGCAGACGAUGGCAAGAGUCAACCUCUUAACACUCCAUUGCCGGAGAUGGAUAUUCCGGCCAUCGAUCUCAGUCUUCUCUUCUCUUCUUCUGAAGACGGUCGAGAAGAGUUAAGUAAACUUCACUCGGCGCUCUCUACGUGGGGGGUUGUUCAGGUGAUGAAUCAUGGGAUCAGUGAAGCGUUACUUGACAAGGUUUACAAGCUAACCAAGCAGUUCUUUGCGCUUCCGACCGAAGAGAAACACAAGUACGCUAGAGAGACAGGUAAUAUCCAAGGAUAUGGAAACGAUGUGAUUCCGGCUAAUGAUCAAGUUCUUGAUUGGCUCGACCGUUUGGUUCUCACUACUUACCCUGAAGAUAAGCGUCAACUUAAGUUCUGGCCUCAAGUCCCAACCGGGUUUAGUGAAACUUUACAUGAAUACACCAUGAAGCAACGGGUGAUGAUUGAGAAACUUUUUAAGGCUAUGGCUAGAGCUUUGGAACUGGAAGAGAAUUGCUUUUUAAAGAUGUAUGGAGAAAAUGCUUUCAUGAAUACAAGAUUCAAUUUCUUUCCUCCAUGUCCGAGGCCAGACAAGGUUAUUGGGAUUAAACCGCAUGGUGAUGGCUCGGCUAUGACUCUUCUCUUACCCGACAGAGAUGUGGAAGGGCUUCAGUUUCUCAAAGAUGGGAAGUGGUAUAAAGCUCCAGUAUUCCCCCCUAAUACAAUCGUGAUCAAUUUAGGAGAUCAAAUGGAGAUAAUGAGCAAUGGGAUAUACAAGAGCCCAUUUCAUAGAGUGGUAACAAACGGAGAAAAGGAUAGGAUAUCUGUGGCAACAUUUUGUGUACCGGAUCGAGACAAUGAGAUUAAGCCAGCGGAUGGGCUUGUGUCUGAGGCAAGACCAAGAUUGUAUAAAACUGUUACCAAUUAUGGGGAGCUCUACCACAAGUACUAUCAUCAAGGUCGAAGAACUAUUGAAGCUGCAUUUAUAUCUAAUUAAAUAUACUCUUUAAGUCUCCUUUUAGGUUUCACAAAUGGGAUUGUUUGUUUGUUUGGAACUUGGAUUGUGAGGCUGCAAUGUGUUGUGUUGCAAUUCUGAGAUAAUAAAGACUAAAGAGUCGCUAAACUAUAAACAAAAUUCACCUAUAUCAAUUAAGCCAAUCUGAAUUUUAA